AUGAUAAUAUUUAGUUUAAUAUUCUUUACCACAUUUCCAUUAGUAAUUGGUUAUAGUACAUUAAUAACUUUAUCCGGAUUCACAUUUGGAUUUAUUAAAGGAUUUAUCAUAUCAUAUUUUGCAGCAUUAACUGGGGCCAUAACUGUAUUUCUAUUAAGUCGAAGGUGGUUUAAAAAAUCGGUUAGAAAACUUUUAAAUAAAAGUAAUUCAAUGAGUGCGAUAGUAAAAGCUCUUUUAUUUUUUAUUCGCUUGGCACCAUAUCCGUAUAAUGUACUUAAUACUUUAUUAUCAGCAACACAUAUAUCAUUAUCUACAUUUGCAGGCGCUACAGCAUUAUCACUUUUCAAACUUAUAAUUCAUGUUUGGAUUGAUGAUAAUAUAGAAAAUGAUAAUAUAGAAGAUGAUAAUAUAAAUAAUAAUCAAGAUAAAGGAAUAUUUAAUAAUAAAAAUAUUAAUCAAGAUUAUUAUCAAGAUUAUCAUCCAGGUGAAGAUGAUGAAAAUGAUCCUGCGACUUUAAUUAAAACAAUUUUAAUGAUGUGUGGGAUUAUAAUUGGAAAUAACAGAAAAAUUGACAAUAACAUUAAUAACAAUCAUAUUGGUAUUAACAUUGAUAUCUACAAUAUUAAUAACAAUAAUGAUAAUAAUAUAGUAUUUAAUGGAAUAAGAUAUAGAAGAAAUUCCACGUAUGAUGAAAAUGAACCUUUAAUUGAUAACAACAACAAUAAUAAUAGUAAUUGCAAGGAGGAAAUUAAUAUUGAAAACUUUAAGGUACAAAAACAAUUUAUUAACAAUUAUAAUAAUAUAAAUAGCAUUAAUGAAGAAAAAGAAGAAGAAGAAGAAGGAUUUCAUUAG
Molecule: messenger RNA, 852 nt
Organism: Diversispora eburnea
Lineage: Eukaryota; Fungi; Glomeromycota; Glomeromycetes; Diversisporales; Diversisporaceae
Source: the annotation of a GenBank genome assembly